Messenger RNA from Lethenteron reissneri (Far Eastern brook lamprey), 3834 nucleotides. RefSeq names its product N-acetyllactosaminide beta-1,3-N-acetylglucosaminyltransferase 3-like. The record is from RefSeq and is a predicted model, not a curated record. Gene Ontology annotation, cellular component: Golgi membrane. Gene Ontology annotation, biological process: protein O-linked glycosylation; poly-N-acetyllactosamine biosynthetic process. NCBI's taxonomy places the organism in Eukaryota, Metazoa, Chordata, Hyperoartia, Petromyzontiformes, Petromyzontidae. Gene Ontology annotation, molecular function: UDP-glycosyltransferase activity; hexosyltransferase activity.
GUCGUAUUCUAUUAUUUAUAUUAUUUUCUUUCCACGUGACUUUACCGAAAGAACCAAAGAGCCUUCGUUUAAUACAGUAUCACGCACGGGCCCUAUGUUAUCCAUUGCAGUCUGCGCUUAUUCAACGGAGGAGGAGGAAUAGCAAAGCUACACGAACUCUCUCCCGAAGCCCGCUAGUCGUGGCCAGCAGCAGAUCUCCACGUGGGCAGGCUCCUCAGCAACGAUUGCUGCUCUUGCUGCUGCUGCCGCCUUCGCACGCAACAUGAGGAUCGAGUCGCGUGCGUUCCUCUAAGCGCGCUGCGUUCGAUGCAGAUCUCCAAAGAGCCGCCUUGGAUACAACAAAAAGAGAACCGUAGGUAAAAAUAAACACAUCUCUGGCCGGAUGUGGGGGGAGGAGGAGGAGGGUCUCAUAUAGAGGGCGCGACUUCCCUGGACUCGCCAGGAGACCGAAUGUCCACUCCCCCGUUACGCGGAGUUACCCCGCUGCGAGUAUGCGCUAUUUACAGCAGCGCGAGCGAUGUUAAUAGAUGCAUCGCCAGCUUAGCCUGAUGCGUAUUCGUACGUAUGGCGUGUAUGACCACAAGAACAAUAUUAUAAUACUACCUCUAUUGCAAUCGGGUAAAACAAAAAUUCGAAUUUAACACGGAAACAAAUUUUACAAAACAGGCAAAUAAGACGAUAACAAUAUAACGAGGACUUACGAUGAAAAUCAUUGUCGCGCUCAACCACGUGCCUGCCCUGCUCGCCUUCACGUUGGUGUCGUUAACUCUUCUCAUACUCACCUACAACAUCCUCGUCGACCCCACGCCCCACCAAGCUCACCCCAAACUCCGGGCUAUCCUGCUGCGCACACGUGCUGAUCAGGGUCACCCGUCACAAGCAGAGUCAGAGCUUCCGUGGUUGGACGGCACGGGAAGAGGGGAUCCGAACACUGCCUUUUUGGGGACUAAGUUCCACCAGAAGCAGCAGCAGCAGCGACACGAGCAGCAGCAUCAGCAGCAGCAUCAGCAGCUCUUCCCCAGGCUUUGGGACGAGAGCUCAAUGAAUGGCGCUCCGAGCUGGGACGGCCGCUCCGCUCAGUGCUUGCCCAAUGCGACCGUCGCUCACGCCGUGGAGGGCUUCGCCUCGCUGUCUCAGGCCGUGCAAGAUUUCCUCACUCACCGCCACUGCCGCAGCUUCGGGCUCAUCCUGCAGCCGGACGGCAGCAAGUGCGAUUCACGUCCGAACGUCACUCUGCUGCUCGCCAUCAAGAGCGACGCGCGCAACUUGGAGCGCCGCGACGUGAUCAGGAGGACGUGGGGCCGCGAGGGGAACGCGCGUGGCCACCCGGUGCGCCGCGUGUUCCUCGUGGGGGUGCCGAGCGGGGAGACCCCCGAGAGGCGCGUGCACCUGAACGCCCUCCUGCAGGAGGAGAGCCGCGAGCACGGCGACAUCGUGCAGUGGAACUUCCUGGACACCUUCUUCAACCUGACGCUCAAGCAGCUGCUCUUCCUCGACUGGCUGCACGAGCGCUGCGCGGGCGCGCGCUACGUCUUGGACGGCGACGACGACGUCUUCGUCAACACGCCCAACCUUCUGGAGCGCAUCGCGGCCGAGGAGCGGGCGGGCCGGGGCGACGGGCACCUCUACGAGGGCUACGUCAUCUCCAACGUGGGCCCCAUCCGCGCGCCCAGCAGCAAGUACUUCGUGCCCGUGCAGGUGCACGCCGGAGAGUCGUACCCGCCCUACGUGGGCGGCGGGGGCAUCCUCAUGGCCGGGCGCACGGCCCUCGACAUCCGCCGCGUCGCCGGGCAGCUCGCCGUGCUGCCCAUCGACGACGUCUUCCUGGGGCAGUGCCUGGCGGCCCUGGGGCUCGCGCCCACGAGGCACCCGGCGUUCCGCACGGCGGGGAUCUCGCUGCCCGCGCCGAAGCGCGCGGCGCUGGUGUCCUCCUUCCACCCGUGCUACUACAGGGAGGUGAUUCUGGUGCACAGAGUGGAGCCCUUCCAGACGCUCAUCAUGUGGGCCGCGCUGCGCGACCCGCACCUGCGAUGCGGGAGACCUUGAGGCCAUCGGUGACGGCAGGAGGGGAAAGACGCGUGGAGGCAGAGGGCUGCUCAGCGUGCGCGUUGAGAGGACGGAGCUGCGAUUGACGCUACUCGGGUCGUGUGGUGAUACAUGAGCGUCCCUUUGCAUUGAAAGCACAUUGUAAUUAUGAUUAUUCAAUAAUGCCAAUUAUCUUAUUAUUACUGGUAUUGCCGAUGUGAUAGUGCCAGCGAAGGGAUAGAAUUCGUCACUGAGGACUCUGUAACAGUUGCGAUAAUUAAAUGUUGCAAAUGAUGAUACCGAUUAAUGAUUAUUGCCGAUGGUUAAUGAGUAGUGACAGUAGCAGUCAUGAAAUGGUACGCAUUCAAAGGAGAUGGAGCGAUCGAUCAAUUAAGCUCGUGUGCGUAUGAACGUGGCUCUAAGCAUGAGUUGUUGAUGAUGUAAAUCUGGUUAAACGUUGACUUAAAACUUUCGUGACUGCAAUAAUUCAUAUUCUUUGGUUCUUUCGGUCAAGUCACGGAGAUCGAAAAAAUUUAAGGAAAAUAAAUAAAUAAAAAUAUAUAAACUACGACGUUUCGAUCACAACACAAGCGAUCGUCAUCCUGCUAAUUUUUUUAAUUAAAUUUACUUUUAUUUUUUUUUAUCUACGUGACUUUACCGAAAGAACCAAAGAAUAUGUAAAUCUGGUUGUUCCAUAUGUCUAUAUACAGAUUAUAUGUUAAUUUAAUCAACAGUUUUCCAGCAUAUUAAAAAGAAAAUGUUUCCGCGUAAUCUGUCGCUGUAAAGAAUAUACUUGAUACAACUUGUUGGAUUAAAGGGGAGUUCGAUAGAAGAAGCAGAUAGUAAUACAUCCUCGCUCAUUAUUCUUGAUAGCGGCGCUGACAUUGUUAAAACAGUCGAUUGGAACCUGUUUUUGUGUUAUGAGGUACACAUCUUGAGCCUAAAAAUUAAGACACUUGUGCAGGUUGUGCCGAUGAGAAUCGUACCCAACAGCACUCGGUACAAAAGAAAAACAUAUCGGGGAGAGACAUAAACUCACGCCCAGACCAUGCCUUGCACGAGUGAUGCGUAUUAGAGUUACAGUAUGUCUAAGUCAGAUAUGUUUCAACUGUAACGUUGUCUCCUUUGAAAUUAUUCUCCAUACGAUGUUCCCAAAGCCAUUUUCGUCGUUGUGUUGUUGUUGUAAUGUGUGUUAAAUCUGCACACAAUUUGUGCAUUUAUUUCGUAAAUAUGAUUAUAAAUACACAUGUAUUUAUUUUUAAGAAUAUAAAUAGUUUUGAAGUCGACUGUUUUGAAGCUAUUCACUUUUUUUUACUCAAGUCUUAAUAAUAAUAUAUUUUCAAAAAUGGGAACUUUCAGCCUGUUGACUGUCUCACUCCCGCACGGUGAAUACUGCCCCCAUGCGAUGUUGGGUUAGGGUUGGAAAGAGGGGGGGGGGGGUAAUUCGGCCAUACUUCACCACGGCGGUCAACCAAGCUGCAUGCAGCGCGUACAAAAUAGUUUGACAGGAAUCAUGACGGGCACCGCGAGACCCCAGCGUGUCCGUCCAGUGGCUUCCGUUUGCCGAACGAGAGCUCGUUAUGUCACUCCGUCACACACAAAGUGCCUGCCACAAACGAACCACACCACGUCGCCGAUGUCGUCAAGGAGCAGAGACCAUCAUCGCGGGAACUCCGGUCAUGCUCACAGCAGCAGCAGCGGCGGAUUUUGGCUGCUGCCAUCGAACAAAGACGGCGGUCACCGCGUCGCGCGCUUUCAGAUGCGCUUCUGCGGCCGUCUGGAACGCUCUCCCUUCCGAGAGCUAUGCAC